CAUUCCAAGCUCUGCAACUAUAAACCCUGGUUUCUAACGUUCAAUGGCGAACUUCAAACUUUUAUUCACGCUUUGCCUUCAUGCCUUGUUCUUGAUUUCCGGUUCCGGAACUCGAUUGUUUCGAUUCCAUCCGCUUUCGAUCGCCGAUCAAGCAUCGAAAGACCAGAGACUAGAGAUAAAUAUCGACCGGUAUUUAGAUUUUAAGAAAAUUUCAGUCGCCACCCGGUCAUCGGCAUUGGCGGUUGAAGCUAAAGGAGUCGAGUCGGAUCGGCUUCGGAGCAGCAGCAAGCGUGCAUUAACGGAGGAAGGCAGAGAAGCCAUUAGAGCAAGCAUGGAGAGACACGGCGGGAAUCCAUUCGAGUCGAAAAGAUUGAGUCCAGGGGGACCUGACCCUCACCAUCACUAA
This is a messenger RNA of Hibiscus syriacus, 406 nucleotides long. RefSeq lists its product as uncharacterized. Lineage: Eukaryota; Viridiplantae; Streptophyta; Magnoliopsida; Malvales; Malvaceae. The transcript has a single exon. The record is from RefSeq and is a predicted model, not a curated record. The coding region runs from base 44 to 406 and encodes 120 amino acids.